UUUUAAAUGCUGUAUUGCCAGUAGAUGGCGUUGUGUGCAUCAACUUUUGACAGCUGCAUGCAUAUGCACAGUUGGCAACCCACGCAAGAUGCAAUGACAUAUGUGACUUGAGUUUAGUAACAUAAAUAUCGGCAUUUUCUUAAGCUUUUAUCGGCUUUCGUUAGUUAUUGUAAUUCAAUUUGAUUUAAUACAUUGUUUUGAAACGAUAUAUUAGCCGUGUUUUAUUGGUAAUUUUAUGUUCACGGCUAUUGUGAAAAUUGCAAGCGAAAAGUGAUUUCAUAGAGGUGGAAUAAUUUGAAAAUCAAUUCGAGUUCGCUGUUCAUUUCAUUCUGAUUGAUCAUAUUGGUGUGGAAUUCUAUUUUCAAACGUGUAAUUCAGAAUGCCACGAGCCAAAAGAUCUAAUCUUUCGCAUCGAACGCGAAAUGCAAAUAGAGUUCGGAAUAUUGCCUAUCAAUUGACGACAGAUGAACAAGAAAUCGCACGAGAACAGCGCCGUGUUAGUAUGGCCCGACUUCGUGCAUCACAAACACAAGAAGAAAGACAGGCGGAAAAUGAAACGGCUAAGUUAACAAUGAGAAAUCGUCGGGCAAAUGAAACAACUCAACAACGUGAUAAUCUAAAUCAACGCAUAAGAAGAAGUGCUUCAAGUGUUGAUUUGGAUCGAGUAGCGUUUCAUUACGAUUGCAGAAUUGAUUACAGCUCGCAUCCUUCCGUUAAAAUUCACCCAAUGGAGGUUGUGUGCAACCAUUGCGGUGCAUUGAAGUUCGCUGGAGAAACACCUGGACUGUGCUGUCUCAGUGGCAAGGUUAAAUUACCACCAUUGCCCUUGCCAACAGAGCCAUUGCGUUCUUUGCUUACUGGUGAAACACCAGAAUCACGUCAUUUUCUAUCGAACGCUCAGAAAUACAACGGAUGCUUUCAAAUGACUUCAUUUGGAGCAGAUAUUAUUCAUGAACGCGGAUUCAAUCCGACAUUCAAGAUCCAAGGCCAAAUUCACCAUCGAAUUGGAUCAUUGCUACCACUUGAAGACGCACAACAUAAAUUCCUUCAAAUUUACUUCAUGGGCAACGUGGAACAUCAACUUGAUCAGCGCCAAACAAUCAAUACGGAAAUGAGAAGAGGAAUUCUUCGCGAUUUGCAGCAGCUGCUUCAUGAACAUCAUGCAUUGGUUCGGUUAUUCAAAACUGCGUUGGAUCGCAUGCCAAAUGAUGACUAUAAAGUCGUGAUCAGAGCGGAUAAACGACCUGCUGGAACGCACGAACGCCAAUUUAACGCUCCAACAAUAGAUGAGGUUGCAGUUGUGAUUGUUGGCGAAAGCCGGGAAUCACGCGAUAUUGUGCUCACACGUCGGGACUGUGGGCAAUUGCAACGAAUAUCCGAAACUCAUCGUUCAUACGAUGCAUUGCAAUACCCACUGAUGUUUUGGCAAGGAGACGAUGGAUAUUAUAUCAACAUCAAUAUGAUAAAUCCAUCGACCGGUGAGGAAACUACCAGGAAGGUCACCGGAAUGAAUUUUUACGCAUAUCGUUUGAUGAUUCGCCAAAAUGUUGACAACUAUUUGCUUCGAUUUCGCCGAUUAUUUCAGCAAUUUUGCGUCGAUAUGUAUGCCAAAAUAGAAGCGGAGCGCCUCCUUUUUAUCACUUUAAAUCAAACCAAACUACGUACGGAGCAGUACAUUCAUUUACGCGAUGCAAUUAGCACCGAAGGAAAUGCAUCUGAUUUUGGUCGGUUGACUACUUUACCGGCGACGUUCGUUCGCAGUCCACGUCAUAUGCAUGAAUAUACGCAAGAUGCAAUGACAUAUGUACGUCAUUACGGCCGUCCAGACCUGUUCAUCACCUUCGCGUGCAAUCCUAAGUGGAUAGAAAUUGUUCAACUGCUGCUUCCUGGCCAAACAUCAAGUGAUCGGCACGAUAUCACCGCACGUGUAUUCAGGCAAAAAAUCCGGUCGCUCAUGCACUAUAUUGUUGGGCAUCGUGUCUUUGGGGAUACUCGAUGUUGGAUGUAUUCCAUUGAAUGGCAAAAAAGAGGCUUACCGCAUGCGCACAUUCUCAUUUGGUUAGUCGAAAGAAUACAGCCAGACCAAAUUGAUGACAUCAUAUUUGCCGAGAUUCCUGAUCCCGAAACCGAUCCAGACCUGCAUGAUGUCGUAAUUACAAACAUGAUUAAUGGACCGUGUGGCGCCAUUAACCCACAAUCACCGUGCAUGGUCGACGGCAAGUGUUCCAAGCGUUAUCCACAAAAUUCGACUGUUGAUACCAUCACUGGCAAAGAUGGUUAUCCACUGUAUCGACGUCGAUCUUCUGAUGAUGGCGGUAGAACAAUCACAGUCAAAGUGAAAGGAAAUGAUUUCGUGGUCGACAACUCUUGGGUUGUUCCGUAUUCGCCACUUCUUUCCAAAACAUUCAGGGCGCAUUGUAACGUGGAGUAUUGCAAUUCAGUGAAGUCCAUCAAGUACAUCUGCAAAUAUGUCACGAAGGGCAGUGACAUGGCGGCUUUUGGUCUUCAAGCUCCUGACCCCAAUGAUGAAAUCACGCGCUAUCAAAAUGGUCGAUACGUAUGCUGCAAUGAGGCGAUUUGGCGUAUAUUCUCAUUUCCCAUUCAUGAACGCUAUCCGAGUGUUACACAUUUGGCAGUGCAUCUGGAGAACGGUCAACGAGUUUAUUUCACCCCAGCAAAUGCCGCUCAACGUGCUCAAAACCCACCAGCGACAACAUUGACCAGUUUCUUCUCGAUUUGCCAAAGUGAUCCGUUUGCACGUGCGUUACUUUACUCAGAGAUGCCGCGUUAUUACACUUGGAAUGCUUCAUCGAAGAAAUUUCAACGUCGAAAGCAAGGUAAUGUAGUUCCUGGUCAUCCGGAUGUGCGUUCUACUGAAGCUCUUGGCCGUAUUUAUACAGUUCAUCCGAAAAAUGAUGAAUGCUUUUACUUACGACCAUUGCUGGUGAAUGUUCGUGGCCCGACAUCAUUUGAAUCACUUCGAACUGUCAAUGGUGUAGUGCUGCCAACAUUUCGUGUCGCAUGUCAGGAGCUCAAUUUGCAUUCAGAAAAUCCCCAUCUUGAUAUGAAUGAAGAGAUGCACAAUCAGGCUUUGUUUUUGAUAGAAGACAUGUGUUACCUCAUGUGCGGCAGUUUGUUAGCCAGGUUAGGAAUGACGUCGCCUGAUCGUGGAGUAAACGACGCUUUCGAACGAGAAUUGCAGCGUGAACGUGAAUACGACACAAAUGCAUUAAGCCAAUUGGUUCGAACGAAUAUACCAUUGUUGAAUCCUCAACAAAAAGAACUGUACGAUACGGUGAUGAAGGCAAUUGAUGAUGGAAAUAUCGGCAUGAUUUUCCUUGAUGCGCCUGGUGGAACUGGAAAGACAUUCCUCAUAUCAUUGAUUUUGGCUGCAGUUCGUGCAAGAUCAGAAAUUGCUGUAGCAGUUGCUUCUUCUGGAAUAGCGGCAACGAUGUUGGAAGGUUGCCGAACCGCUCAUUCUGCAUUAAAAUUGCCAUUAAACCUGCAAGCGGUUGAAGAACCGACAUGUAACAUAGCGAAACAUUCAGCAAUGGCCAAAGUUUUAAUAGCAAGCAAAAUCAUUAUCUGGGACGAAUGCACAAUGUCGCAUAAACGCGCGUUAGAAGCUCUGAAUCGCACUAUGAAAGAUCUGCGUAAUGACGCAAGACAUUUUGGGGGUGCAUUGAUUUUACUCUCAGGCGAUUUCCGGCAAACACUACCAGUAAUACCACGAUCGACCGCUGCCGAUGAGAUCAAUGCUUGCCUCAAAUCAUCACCAGCUCACGACAAACAUGCGAGUUGCAUUGCUAAACGAUCCAUCUGCCGAACUGUUCUCCAAUCAACUGCUAACUAUCGGUAAUGGUCAUGUUCCUGUCGACGCAUCGAAUGGAUUCAUUUCGUUCCCGCCAAAUUUUUGCAAUUUCGUCUCAACGAAAGAGGAGCUCAUCAACAAAGUGUUUCCGAACAUCAUUGCUAACCACAAAAACUACGAUUGGUUGGAUCACCUAAGCUUCAAAAUUCAAAAUCAAAUCGUUGGGACACUGCAUUCCUUCAAAUCUAUCGACUGUGUAACAAACGAAGACGAAGCAACCAACUACCCAACUGAGUUCUUGAAUUCAUUGGAUGUGCCUGGCUUGCCACCGCACAAUUUACAAUUGAAGGUUGGUUCAGUCGUCAUCAUGCUCCGCAA
Messenger RNA from Bactrocera neohumeralis, 4189 nucleotides. RefSeq lists its product as uncharacterized. Bases 380 to 3859 code for a protein of 1159 amino acids. The transcript is spliced from 5 exons. The record is from RefSeq and is a predicted model, not a curated record. Gene Ontology annotation, biological process: DNA repair; telomere maintenance. Lineage: Eukaryota; Metazoa; Arthropoda; Insecta; Diptera; Tephritidae. Gene Ontology annotation, molecular function: DNA helicase activity.